Bufo bufo (common toad) is the source of this 858-nucleotide messenger RNA. RefSeq names its product zinc finger CCHC-type containing 10 (gene ZCCHC10). Bases 32 to 562 code for a protein of 176 amino acids. Lineage: Eukaryota; Metazoa; Chordata; Amphibia; Anura; Bufonidae. The record is from RefSeq and is a predicted model, not a curated record. Gene Ontology annotation, molecular function: nucleic acid binding; zinc ion binding. The transcript is spliced from 4 exons.
UGCAGCGGGGCGGCGCCUGGCUCUUACCAAUAUGGCUACCCCCAUGCACCGGCUGAUCGCUCGUAGGCAGGCUGAAGCAAACAAGCAGAAUGUGCGUUGUCAGAAGUGCCUCGAAAUGGGUCACUGGAGCUAUGAAUGUACUGGGAAAAGAAAAUAUCUGUACAGACCGUCCAGAACCGCUGAAUUAAAGCGAACAUUAAAGGAAAAAGAGGCGGCGAGACUGCUUUUAGGACAAAGUAGUGGCAGCAAUAUAACAGAAACAAAGAUGAGGAAGAAGAGAUCUAAAAGUGUCACCAGCUCCAGUAGCUCUAGCUCAAGCAGCAAUAGCUCAGACAAUGACCCUUCUUCAGACAGUGAGGAUACCUCCAGUUCAUCCUCUUCCUCUGAGGACACAUCUUCCAGUUCUUCAUCCUCAUCGGAGAACUCCUCGUCUGACUCCUCAUCUGACACUGAGUCAGAAUCUGAAACGAGCAGCAGCAGCAGUGGUACUACGAGUAGUAGCAGCAGUGAAGAUGAUAGUAGCUCAGAAGAUGAGCCACUUAGGAAGAAGCGAAAGAAUUAGUUGUGUCUAGAAGAUUUUGAAAGAAGUCUCUUUGUGGAGAAAAGCCUGAUUGUUCACCAACUUUGGUGCCCUUCUUCAAUUUCAAGUUUGUCUUUGUUGAUUUCAGUACUGUUAAGUUUUCAUUAGAACUACAGAUUGCAAAUGAAAUGACGGACUCCUUUUAUUCUUUUUUUUGUUCUUUGACCAAGUAUCACUUGUUGGUACUAAAUCAACGUGGACACAAUACGGUCUACAGUCCAUCUGCCUCGGAGGAGAAUUUAAAAUGUACAUAGGUUGUCUGUGCAAAUAUAUAAAAA